UAGGGAACCAUAACUUAGGAUUAUACAGCUACGGAAUAUACACAACACACAAUGUCCAACAACACAAGGAGAGAAGUUGCCUCCCCCUCCGAUGCCAUCCUCUCAACAGGCGCCAUAGCCGGGAUCGCCAUCGGCGGCGCCGCAGUCCUGUUCUUCGUCGUCGCGGGGAUCCUCGUCAAGCUCGCGCGGCGAACAACGCGGCGUCGCAAGUCCAACUCGGCCUUCGGCAACACCGUCGAAUCCGGCGUCGUAGAGGUGCCCGGGCCCAACCGGCUGCGCAAGAGGAGCAUCAUCGGCCAGGUGACCAAGUACGACAAGGACGACGCCAACGACGAGGACGUUCUGCCCGAGGAGAGCAGCCGCUCGAGCUUCACGGCGGUGUCGCCGACGCGGACUCGGCAGGGCAGCCUGAGCUUUAUCGGGGACGAGAGCAGGAACGGGAGCCGGCGCGGCAGCGUGGAGACGGCGAACCAGAGCCAGAUCACGCUGGGCAAGUCGCGGGACCCGGAGAAGCAGCGCGGGUAUGGCGUGUACACGCACCGGCGCAAGACGUCGUGGAUCGACGAGGACGCGCUGCACGGGCCGACCAUCACGUCGCCCCAGCGCACGAAGCUGAAGCACAGGCGCAUGGUGAGCUGGUUCGACGGCGGGCUCAGCCGCUCACUUAGCAGGCUAUCGACUAGGAGCGGGAUGGGCGAGAUUAGUCCCACGCUUCCUUGCACGGAUACGCCUCCGGGAGCGGGACAGCAUUACGAAUCGCCUGUCGAGAGUCCCGCCGAGAAGAGCGCCAGAGAGGCCCAACAGGGGGCUCGCUUUUCUUAUACGACGACGCCGAGUCCAAACCGGCAGCAACAGCAGCAGCAACAGAUGUACCCCAGUCCUCAGAGAUCGUACGGCCCCACCAACCUGGUUAGUCCUGGUUCCGGAUCUAAUAACCCGGCUCAGUCACCGCCGGAUAUUGUCCACAACCCGAGAUACAGGAACAGAGUCUCGUUCCAGGCGGCGCAGCAGUUGGCAGGCACAUCACGUCUGCCUGCUCCGUCCAACGGCCAGCAGGGACAGACGCGAGGACGGCCGAUAUUAGAUCACAGCGCCACGGACACGGAAUUGACAGAGAUACUGCGCAUGACCGCCGAAAGGCUCCAGGAUGGACUCAGGAGCGAGAGACGGCAGACCCUAAUGACGCCGUAUAUGCCAUAUACACCAUACUCCACCGGAAGACCGAUGAACGGCCAGUAUUAUCACGAUGGCAAACCGAUAGACUACAGUUACGACCCGACAAAUAGCGGAGACGUAAGUCCCGUUAAGAGCCACAAGAGCGCGCCGGCGACGAUGUCGUACGCGGAGCUAGAAGGCUGCACCCCCAAGAACCAAUCUCCGCAACGGCAGAUGCAGACGCCGAGACACUCGCGACAGCCAUCCCACAACCCGCGGAUGUCGCAACAAUCAAUGGUAUCUGAGCCAGACAGCCUCGUGGCUCCCAGGCGGGAAUCGCUCAGCGAAGUACGGACCGCGCUAUCCAGUCCGAGCCGCGUCACCAGGUCCAAUGAACCGACCCCUAGUCCGCAAGGACAGAAGCAACAACAGUCCCGUCCAUUUUCCAACGGGAGCACCAUGUCGUCCGCCCUAUCCACACUUUACAGCAUGGAAGAGGGGUCGAUCCGCAGCCCACCGGCCGCGGAUUUAGUUUUCGGGAGCAGCCCAGCGCACACGCCUCGACGCACUCCGGAGAAAGUGCUCUCGGCGUUCGGCAUGCUUAGGUCAAACCGCAACUCGGGAGCGACAGACGUAGCAAAGAGCCCCACGCGCAAAUUCGACGACGACGACAUCCCGUCGCCCCUACGCAUCCGCCGAGGCACCCUCGGCGGCACAGUCGUCCCCAACAACACGCCCGCCUCACGCCCUGCAUCGCGACAGAACGGGAAAUCCGUAGACCUGCCCAAGAGCAGCAGGUCCACAUUCAUGGUGCACGCGCCGAGCGAGAAAGACGACCCGUUCACCGUCGUCGCAGAAGCGACGCCGCGGAACCCGGCUCGCCUGUCGAAAGUGUUCUCCCCGCUGCCCGUGGACUUCCCGAAGAGGAGGAGGAAGUCGGAUCCGAAGCACUCCAUCUCUUCUUCCUCUUCUUCCUCGCCCGGCACCCGGAACCCGUCGCAGGAGAGCCAGUUCGACAAGACGCCGACGCCGUCGCCGGCUCGUAGGACCGCGAUGCCGUCGCCUAGGUCCAUCCUCAACUCUCCUAGCAACCCGCGGCGCGCGCCCAGCCCCACCGUGUCCGAGGCCGGAUUGUCGUCCGUGUACGAUAGCUACACGUACGCGCACGGGGAGUCGCAGGAGGGCGACGGGGACAGGACGCCGCGGUGCUCGGGCCCGGGCUCGCCCUCGCAGUUCAGUAGCCAGAUUCCGACAUCGUCGUCAGGCCGCGAAUCACGCGUCGGAUUCCGCAUCCCGAGCUACGAGAGCGCGAUCGAGAAGAUCCGACCACACCCAAGUCCCAAGUCGGCGCCACAACAACAAUCACAACAACCACAACAGCCUACACUAACAACGACGACGACGGUAAUAAUGGCCCCUCUGCCAGGCUCUCCCCUAAAGCCGCGGCGCAGCAUGCCGUCGGACGGGUCGCUGUACUCGCAGGACCAGGACCACCAGGACGAUAACGGGGACCGAGUGCCGCCGAUGCGGUCGCUGACGGCGGCGAAGCGCGGCAAGAGCGUGCG
Annulohypoxylon truncatum is the source of this 2720-nucleotide messenger RNA. RefSeq lists its product as uncharacterized. The annotation marks the transcript as partial. The transcript has a single exon. The record is from RefSeq and is a predicted model, not a curated record. Lineage: Eukaryota; Fungi; Ascomycota; Sordariomycetes; Xylariales; Hypoxylaceae.